CUAGGUUGAGUUAGAUUGCGUGUUGAUUGUGCAAGGGAGACGACGGGAAGUCACAAUAUGUUGGACCUUUUCACGAUUUUUAGCAAAGGAGGGAUCGUUCUUUGGUGUUUCCAAGGAACAUGCCAAGCCUUUGGAGCGCCCGUGAAUUCGCUGAUAAAAAGUGGGAUUCUCCAGGAGCGUGGAGGAAGCAACUCUUUUAACCAUGGAACCCUGACGCUCAAACAUAAAUUAGACAAUGAGUUUGAACUCAUAUUUGUGGUUGCCUACCAAAAUAUAUUGGCACUGGCGUACAUUGACAAGUUCAUUGAUGAUAUUCACCGGGAGUUCAGAGACAAGUACAAGGAUGUGCUGAGGAGCGGAAGGAUAUUUGGCCAAUUUGAUUUCAGCGAUGAUUUCCAGCGGGUCUUGAGGGAGGCGGAGAAGAGUAGCGUAGUUGCCAAGAAAGGCAAGCAGAUGAAGAGUUUUGAAGAAUCUCACAAAUCCAAGAAGACUGUAGCAUCUAUGAUCAUAGACCCCAGCAAAGAGGAGAAGAAUAUCACCAACAAAGCAGCCAAGAAAGGAAAUAAGACCGAAUCUAGUCCCCAACCCUCCAAGAAACCAGCAAAACAACCAGAAACCAUCGACAGUGGAAGUCUGGAUGAGGAGACUAUUAACCGUAACAGAGAGAAGAUGUUUAACAGGAACAAGCCCAAGAAAGUAGAGAAAUCACCGAAAGUGACUUCCAAGCCGACCAAGAAGACCAAGCAAGCAACCACCUGGGGCAUGGGAGGGAACGCUAAAGACAUGCCCGAUCUAGACUGGAGUGAGAAGCCCCCUGGUACCAACGGGACCAGCGAGGGACAGAACGGACAUAAGGAGUUUGAUCUGGAGGAUGAGUCUGCCUGGGUUGGUACGAUGAAAGGAGAGCUGCCCAACAUUGAUGGACUGAACGAAGAGGAAGAGGAGGAAGAAGAAGAGGAGGAGGAGGAGGUGGAGGUUAAGAAGGCAGCCAGCAAACCAAAAGCCCAGGCUAAAACUGGCAGUCGCUUUGGCAUGUUCAACAUGUUCCGUGGUCUGGUUGGCUCCAAAACCCUGGACAAGGAGACUAUGGCUCCCGUGCUGGAUAAGAUGCGUGAUCACCUGACAGCUAAGAAUGUUGCCCGGGACAUAGCUGAGAAGCUGUGUGAGUCUGUGGCCACCAAGCUGGAAGGCAAAGUCCUUGGAACGUUCGGAAGAGUCACAUCCGUAGUCAAGGAAACCCUACAGGAGUCCUUGGUUCAGAUCCUGUCGCCACGACGACGCGUAGACAUCCUCCGAGAUGCCCUGGAGGCCAAGGCCCGUAACAAGCCCUUCUCCAUCACGUUCUGUGGGGUGAAUGGUGUCGGCAAGUCCACUAAUCUAGCAAAGAUCUGUUUCUGGCUGAUUGAGAACGGUUUCCGCGUGCUGAUCGCCGCCUGCGACACCUUCCGGGCCGGCGCCGUGGAGCAGCUACGCACCCACGAGCGCCAUCUCAAUGCCCUUCACCCCGCUGAGAAGCACGGGGGUCACGCCCCUGUUCAGCUCUACGAGAAGGGGUACGGGAAGGACGCAGCAGGAAUCGCUAUGGAAGCCAUCAAGUUUGCCCGAGACUAUCGCUUUGAUGUGGUGCUGAUAGACACAGCUGGUCGAAUGCAGGACAACGAGCCACUCAUGAGGGCACUCUCCAAGUUGAUCAAGGUGAAUCGUCCAGACCUGGUGCUGUUUGUUGGAGAAGCUCUGGUAGGAAACGAGGCUGUGGAUCAGCUCACCAAGUUCAACCACGCCCUGGCCGAUUUCUCCGACUCUGACGACCCCCGUCUCAUCGAUGGAAUAGUCCUCACCAAGUUUGACACCAUUGAUGACAAGGUUGGAGCUGCCAUCUCUAUGACCUACACCACCGGUCAGCCCAUCGUCUUCGUCGGGACCGGUCAGACCUACCGCGACCUCCGCAACCUCAACGUCCAGGCCGUGGUUAACGCUCUCCUCAAGGCCUAGGCUGGACGUCUAGUGGACACGGUCAACUCCUGGAGGGUGUUUCACAACGAUCCAAAGUCGAACUUACCUCUAAGUUUUACUUGAUUAUUACGGAGAGCCAUUUGUAGCCUUAGAAUAAAAUAUAUAUUCAAAAGGAAAAACAAGUAUUUAGACUUUUC
Messenger RNA from Strongylocentrotus purpuratus (purple sea urchin), 2150 nucleotides. RefSeq names its product signal recognition particle receptor subunit alpha. Gene Ontology annotation, biological process: SRP-dependent cotranslational protein targeting to membrane. Gene Ontology annotation, molecular function: ATP hydrolysis activity; GTP binding; signal recognition particle binding. Lineage: Eukaryota; Metazoa; Echinodermata; Echinoidea; Camarodonta; Strongylocentrotidae. The coding region runs from base 58 to 1992 and encodes 644 amino acids. The transcript has 14 exons. Gene Ontology annotation, cellular component: endoplasmic reticulum membrane; signal recognition particle receptor complex. The record is from RefSeq and is a predicted model, not a curated record.